AUGGACAGGUCACAGCCUGCGGGACCUCAAAAGCGUAAGAGGGCAAGUCGAAAGAACACCCCAAAAAGAUUCAGAUGUGAAUAUGAGGGAUGCACAAAGAUCUACUCUCGAGCCGAGCAUUUGCAACGCCAUCAGUUAAAUCGUGCGUCACAUCGGGUAGAGUCGUACAAGCCAAAACAAUUGUUCCAUUGCCAGACUGAAGGCUGCGAUCAAACCUUUGUGCGUCUUGACCUUUGUAUGAGACAUCAAGCCAGACAUGGCGAAGCUUCCAAAACGAGAGAACAGGAUGUUGGCGCAACAGUCUUCGAAACCACAAAUGAGGAUAUGGUAGAAGACCUUGCUGACGAGGUGGAUCCGUAUUUGCAACAAGAUGCUGCAACAAACAUAACCACUGAACAACCUCAAACAUAUGAUACUGGCACCGCAGAUUCGCAUCAGGAUGUAUUGCUGGAUGUGGUACCAAACAUGCCAGGUUGGAUUCAGAAUGAAAUGCUGGACAAUCAUUCUGGAUUCGCAACAGUUCCUUCCCAGCAAAGCAACGAGAACUUCGUGACUUGGUUGUUUGAUAGCCCUGGCUCUCAACAGCAGAACUUCGAUCUUUCAAGUUACCUGCCCUAUGUGGAUUUCAGUCUCGACUAUUGCUCUCCAACGAACGACUUCUCGCAGUUUGACUCCAACCAAACUAUCGUCAACGCUUCCACCGGAAGUUCAAUGAACAUGCCACCAGGAAACAAUGCGUUUCGUGAGGGCACUGAUGAAUACGGCACGAACAGUCAUCUACGUAUAUCUACCAGAUGCAGAUCAAGAAUCGCUCACAGCAUCACUUCGUUUAUUGCCAAGAAACGUCCACCAGGAAUGCCAGAUGCCAUGGAAGAGACAGACUUGUUGUUCAGCACCGAUGGCAAAGACUUUCCGAACUUGACAGUUAACGUCCUCGAGAACUGCUUGUCUAGCUUUUGGUCGUAUGUAGCGGUUCAGCUGCCUAUCAUCCAUCAGCAGACUUUCUCAAAUGACGAUUGUCAACUGCUUCUGCUGCUUGCAAUCCUCAUGCUAGGUGCUGGUCAAGCAGUGCGUUUACACCCUGUCGGAACGCGGAACGACUAUCGCGUCCUUGCCGAUCUCAUAGCAAUUAACCUCCGAUGGGAGAUUUUUCCUGAAGCUGAACCACCCAUAACACUUUGGAUGGCCCAAGGGCUUUUGUUGCUUGAGUUCUACGAGAAGAUGUUCUCAACUCGUCGCCUCCAUGAGCGUGCAUAUAUCCACCACGCCUCCACAUUAGCGUUGCUACGGCGUGGAAGUCCUAUGGUCGGUCAUGCUGAAGAUGAAGAGCCUCCGACACGGUGUCCAUCACCAGGAUUGACCUCACAACAGACAAUUGGGACCUUCAAACAGCUCGGCUGGUGGCGCCGCUGGGCACGAAAUGAGUCAUGGCACCGUGUUGUCUUCGCAGCUCUUCAUAUGGAUACUUUACACGCCGUAGCUUUCGGACACGAGAGUUCACUUCUGCCAUACGAAGUUCGUCUUCCAUUACCCUGUGAUGAUUCGCUAUGGUCCGCUCAGAGUCCUGAAGAUGUUUGGAGGCUAGAGGAGACGUUCUCGAUGCAUGGUAUCAGCCAGCAGCCCUUCCUCGACAGUUUGAGAAGGUGUCUUCAUGGCCACGAUGUACAUUCAAAUCAUGGUGCACGGAUUGUCCUAGGUUCUGGUUUGCUGAGUGUUGGCUGGCAUAUCAGACGUCGUGAAAGAAAUCAACAGUUCUUGGAGUCAAUGCCGUCAGCUCAGGAACAAGACCGCUGGAGAGUCUUGCUCCUCAAUGCGUACAGCCAUUGGUGUCGGAGCUUCCAGCAGGCACUAGAAAAGUCGAAAGUGCACAGUCGAAAGCAUGAAAGUAUCAGAGACGUGGUGUUCAAUCCGACAAUUCUUUAUCGACUAGCAUAUAUCACCUCACACAUCGAUAUACUAGAUGCCCAGGUAUAUGCAGGUUCGAAGCGGUUGCUCGGGCGUAAAAUUACUGAUAAAGAUUACCUUGGAUGUUCAACCCGGAUGCGGAACUGGGCUACAACCUCCUCGGCUAGACUGGCUGUCGCUCACGCUUUCGAAUUGCUCGACGAAACUCUCUUAGGCGUGUCUUCGGAAACCGCGAGACAAGCUGUUGAUCAAACAACGACAACAAGUUACACUUGCCGUGCUGAUCCGUCCUCGUAUCGACCUUGGGUCUUGUAUCUAGCAUCUUUGACCAUUUGGUCUUAUCAGUACGCUCUCAAAGCGAGACCCUUACAUAUCACACCACAAGAAUCAUCCGAUGCCGGCCGAGCCCUGUCGCAACAUGUUGCUUGCAGCUACAUUCGAAGGUGUGCCGCAUCAGGUAUUGAAAGUUGUUCAAGCCAGAUGUCAGUUCAGGGAUGCGGUGCAAUGUGCAAGCUUCUGGCUCAGGAUUUUGCGCUUGCUGAGUGGGAGCUGCUAGUGGAAGCCUCGAGAAUACUCGACUCGUGUGCAGACAUGAUCUUGGACAGGGCUUAA
This is a messenger RNA of Aureobasidium melanogenum CBS 110374, 2517 nucleotides long. RefSeq lists its product as uncharacterized. The transcript is spliced from 3 exons. The coding region runs from base 1 to 2517 and encodes 838 amino acids. Gene Ontology annotation, molecular function: RNA polymerase II cis-regulatory region sequence-specific DNA binding; zinc ion binding; DNA-binding transcription factor activity, RNA polymerase II-specific. Gene Ontology annotation, cellular component: chromatin. Lineage: Eukaryota; Fungi; Ascomycota; Dothideomycetes; Dothideales; Saccotheciaceae. The record is from RefSeq and is a predicted model, not a curated record. Gene Ontology annotation, biological process: regulation of transcription by RNA polymerase II; DNA-templated transcription.